UAAUGUAAAUUUCGUGCACGGCAUUUUAUAGGACACUAUAAAACACAAAAUCGUACCACUUUUCAGCAGAGACUUCCAGGAUGAAGUUCGUUGGAGUUAUAUUCGUUCUGUGUUUCAUCGAAGGAUUGGAGGGAUUUAAAUCCCGGGGGAUGAAAUCAAAUCCAUAUCCAGACAAGGGUGGCAGAGCAAUAUCUCCAAUGGAACAAAGGAAUGAGGAUGUUGAACUAUCGGUCACUGGACGGAGUGAGCAGACAUCUGGUUCUAGUGAAGAAGAAUCGGGAUCAAUGGAAGACGAAGCUAAAUGCAUUAAACCAGAUUUUUAUAAACUGCUUUCAGUUUUCAGAGGAUUUCCCAAAACGGAAAGCAGAGAACUGAAUGGUUAUGAAGCUGAUUUGUUUGAACCGUUGUUAGAUCAAUUUUGGGACACCAAAGACAAGAUUGGUGUAGAUAAAGCCCUGGAUAUUUUCAUGAAGGACUUUUCCAGGUCCCUUUUUGUAGAGCGUUACCACUGUAAAGGAACACAACUUAAUCAGAUAAUAAUCUCUAUAUUGAAGAUCCGAAGCAACAGCUUCAUGCCAGAAGAAUUGAUAAGUUUUAAGUCUGCAAUUGACCAGAUAAAGCCUAAAUCAAAGGAUGGAAAAAAUUCAAGCAAAGAUCUAUUGGAUAUGAAAAACCCCAAAACCAAAGUUGAAGACAUCGUAACAGAUGCUUUUAUGGUGGUCUACGCUAUAUUACAUGAAAAUGCACCCUUUGGAAUGGAGUCUCAGGAAUUUAGUGAUGUCGCCUGCUACCUAAGAUUUGUAAGGCAAAAUCUAAGACGUGAGGCCGAGGCUGAUGUUACAACAUUAGAACAGAUUAAACAGAUGUUUGCUGAAUGGUCAACACGAGACUUCCCUUCCGUGUUUCAAUGUACAGACCCUCGUCGUGUUGUCGAGAUCUAUAGGGAAAAUUGGCAAGGAAUUAAUCUUCCAGAAAAAGAGAACGAAGUAUUCCAACUAGUCAGUCGAUCUUUGAAGAAAUUUUUACCAAAGUUUCGCAAGGAUUUGCAGACGCUUUAUGACACAUUACAUAUCACUUUAUCAAGAACAAUUCAGAAGUUUGUAGUGAAAGUUUUUAAUGAAUUAAAGCCAUUCCAUGAAGCACAAUCGGACGAUGAAAUGGUCGAGUUCUUUCAGAAAUUUUUAUCCUCGGAUCCUAGUGAACUACAGUUUGCUGAAAAAUUGGUUAAAAGUUUAGACAUCUUUGGCAAUGACGAUAUGUCUAGCGAGAUAACAACCAAAUCUACGCCUACUACACCAAAUGUGUACAAAUCGUUUCGUAGAGAAAUUGGCGGCAAGACAUCUACCCCCAGCCCAUCAAGUGGUGGAUCUGAAUCUAACGAGGACGAUUCUGGAUCUGGUGAAGACAAAGAUAAAUGCAUUAAACCUGCUUUUUAUAAACUGCUUUCAUUUUUUAGAAGAUUUCCCAAAACGGAUAGCAAAGAAAUGACUGGUUAUGACGCUGCUACGUAUGAACCUUUGUUGGAUAAAUUCUGGAAAAAGAAAGGGAAGUCCGGUUUAGAUAAAGCAAUUAGAAUAUUCAUGGGAGACUUUUCCAAGACUCUUCUUGCAGACCGUUAUCAGUGCAAAGGGACACAAUUGAAUCAAAUGAUGAUCGAUGUGUUGCGGAAUACUACGACUAAUUUUAUGGCAGGAGCCUGGAAUGAGAUCCAAACGGUUAUUGAUCAAUUAGGAUCAACUAUAUCCGUUCCUAAACCAUCAAUUAAGGGAAAGAGGGCAACAAGAGGUGGAAAGAAUGACAUGAAAGAUCCAAAAUCAAGGCUUGGAAAAAUUGUUGGAAAAGUUUUUUGGGUUCUCCAACAAACUUUACGUGAAGAUGUAGCAUAUCAUCUGGAAAAGACGGAACUCUACGAUGUGGCCUGCUUCCUCGAAUUUGUCAGAGGUGAAGUGAGAAGUGAGGUCGAGACUGGAGCAUCUUUAGCACAGGUUAAAAACCAGCUGUCUAAAUGGUCAACUCAGUACUUCCCGGAUGUGUUCGAAUGUACAGACCCUCGUCGUAUCGUGAGGAUCUACGGAGAAGAGUGGCGUGAAGUUAACCUACCAGAGAAUGAAAACAAACUGUUCCAACACUUCAGUGAAGUUAUGAAGAAGAUUAUACCGCGUCUUGGAAAGGGACGUCACUCUGCCACAGCAGUUAUGGACGAUUUACAUAUUACUUUAACAAGGACAACUCACAAGUUUGCAAUGAAAGUUAUAACACAACUGAAGCCUUUCCUUGAUGCCAGGUCCACUAGUGAAAUGCUGGUAUUCUUCACAAAGUUUUUAUCACCAGAGAAACUGCAAUUUGCUGAGAGAUUGAUUCGAAGCUUGGACAUCUUUGACCAGACGCCAACCAUGGGUCCGACUGCAGCGCCGACUUUGGCUCCCACAGCAGCGCCGACAUGGGCUCAGACAGAAGCGCCAACCAUGGCUCCCACAGCUGCGCCAACCAUGGCUCCCACAGCAUCGCCAACUAUGGCUCCGACAGAAGCGCCAACCAUGGCUCCAACUUUAGCUCCGACAGCAGCACCAACUUUAGCUCCGACAGAAGCGCCAACCAAGGCUCCGAUGGUAGCGACAACCAUUCCUCCGACAUUAGCACCAACUGAGGAUACGACGACAGUACCAUCUGAAACAAGGAAAAGAAAUAACUACCAAAGACGUCUCAUGCUUCAGAAUAUUAAGAAGUUUCUCAGUAAAAAGUGGAGCAGGGAUGGAUGAUACCAAUGAACAAGUCUUGGAUAUUUCUGAAUAAAAAAUAUAAAAAAAAAUUGUUUACAAA
Mytilus trossulus (common blue mussel) is the source of this 2820-nucleotide messenger RNA. RefSeq lists its product as uncharacterized. Bases 81 to 2759 code for a protein of 892 amino acids. The record is from RefSeq and is a predicted model, not a curated record. NCBI's taxonomy places the organism in Eukaryota, Metazoa, Mollusca, Bivalvia, Mytilida, Mytilidae. The transcript has 16 exons.